Messenger RNA from Dujonia railenensis, 630 nucleotides. NCBI's taxonomy places the organism in Eukaryota, Fungi, Ascomycota, Pichiomycetes, Serinales, Debaryomycetaceae. The record is from the annotation of a GenBank genome assembly.
AUGUCUUGGUUAUUUGGAGGAAAGACUGAACAACCUAAAAAGGAAGAAUCUUUACAGCAAACGCUCGGCUUUGAUCCUGCACAAGUGUCCGAUGUUUCAUCUAUAUUACUGGCCCCUGGUGUCCUUGAUAGUGCAAGAUUGCAUCCAUUGGCAGGAUUAGAUAAGGGAAUCGAAUACUUGGACUUAGAAGAAGAACAAUUAAACAAUGUUGAAGGUGCGCAAGGUUUAAUCCCUUCGAGAAGUUGGACUGAUGAUUUAUGUUAUGGUACUGGUGCCGUUUAUUUAUUGGGUUUGGGUAUCGGUGGAGCAUACGGGUUCCAAGAAGGUGUCAAGAAUUUACCUAAGAACGCCCCACCAAGAUUGCAAUUAAACACCAUUUUAAAUCAUAUCACGAAAAGAGGUCCUUAUUUGGGAAAUUCCGCUGGUGUCCUUGCCUUAACCUAUAAUUUGAUUGAUUCCUCGUUAGAUGGAUUCAGAGGUAAGCACGAUGACAUCAACUCCGUAGCGGCCGGUGCUUUAGCCGGAGCCAUUUUCAGAAGUAGUGCAGGCUUAAGACCAAUGGGUUACUCCACUGUCUUAAUGGCAGGUGCUGCAGGUGCAUGGUGUGGACUUAAGAGAUUGUUGGCAUAA